AAAAAAGAUAAGAUAAAAGAUAAAUCAGUGAAAAAUGGUUAUUAAGUCAUUAAACAGAGAUCAGUCUAGUUCGGUUGAUGAAGAGAGUUUUCUUAAAGGAUUUUCGAUUGAUCAAUUGAUGGAAUUGUCUGGUCUGAGUGUUUCUCAAGUUAUUUAUGAUGUUCAUCCUUUAGAAAAAGGCUCUCGUAUUUUAGUUCUUGCAGGACCAGGGAAUAAUGGAGGAGAUGGACUUGUUGCAGCAAGACAUCUUUGGCAUUAUGGAUAUAUAUUGUCAGUUUAUUAUCCAAAGAAAGGCAAAAAAGAAUUAUUUGAAAGAUUGUGUUGUCAACUUAAUGAGUUAUCGAUUCCUUUUGUAAAUGAUAUUUCGUUAGCGAUGAAAGAAACAGAUCAUAUUAUUGAUGCGAUUUUUGGAUUUAACUUUUCAGGAGAAGUAAGGGAGCCAUUUAUCGAAGUGAUUGAAAUGCUUAAACAUACGAAAAUACCUAUUACAAGUAUAGAUAUACCGUCAGGUUGGGAUAUUGAAAAAAAUCCUUUUGAAAAUGAAGGAACUGAUCAAUGGAAUCCGACAUUUCUUGUUUCAUUAACAGCGCCAAAACCAUGCAGUCAAUAUUUUAAAGGACGACAUUUUAUUGGUGGAAGAUUUAUUACUCCUUCAAUCAUGAAAAAAUAUAAACUUAGUCCUAUAAAAUAUGAUGGUUAUAAACAAUAUGCCGAAAUUACUGGAAUUCCUAUUGAAAAUGAUUUCAAAUAAAGUUUUCGUUUUCUUCUGAAUAUCUGAGAAUGUUCAGAUAUU
Messenger RNA from Pneumocystis carinii B80, 793 nucleotides. RefSeq names its product YjeF family domain-containing protein. Gene Ontology annotation, cellular component: mitochondrion. Bases 35 to 751 code for a protein of 238 amino acids. Gene Ontology annotation, molecular function: NAD(P)HX epimerase activity. NCBI's taxonomy places the organism in Eukaryota, Fungi, Ascomycota, Pneumocystomycetes, Pneumocystales, Pneumocystaceae. The transcript has 9 exons. The record is from RefSeq and is a predicted model, not a curated record.